AUGGAAGAAUGGAUUGUAAAGAAGUGUGGUUAUGGUAAAAUAGAUGCUAAAAAGUGUGGUUUGGGUAAAAUAGAUGAACCAGAACUAUCCAUUCACAGUGAACUAGAACCAGAACUAUCUAUGCACGGUAAACUAGAACCAGUACUAUCUAUUCACGGUGAACUAGAACCAGAACUAUCUAUUCACGGUAAACUAGAACCAGCACUAUCUAUUCACGGUGAACUAGAACCAGAACUAUCUAUUCACGGUAAACUAGAACCAGAAAUAUCGAUUCACGGUAAACUAGAACCAGAACUAUCUAUUCACGGUGAAUUAGAACCAGAACUAUCUAUUCACGGAGAACUAGAACCAGAACUAUCUAUUCACGGAGAACUAGAACCAGAAGUAUCUAUUCACGGAGAACUAGAACCAGAACUAUCUAUUCACGGUGAAUUAGAACCAGAACUAUACCAUUUACGGUAA
Eurytemora carolleeae is the source of this 462-nucleotide messenger RNA. RefSeq names its product glutamine-rich protein 2-like. The coding region runs from base 1 to 462 and encodes 153 amino acids. The record is from RefSeq and is a predicted model, not a curated record. NCBI's taxonomy places the organism in Eukaryota, Metazoa, Arthropoda, Copepoda, Calanoida, Temoridae. The transcript has 2 exons.